Messenger RNA from Gavialis gangeticus (Gharial), 658 nucleotides. It is a transcript of the gene STMP1, whose product is annotated as chromosome unknown C7orf73 homolog. NCBI's taxonomy places the organism in Eukaryota, Metazoa, Chordata, Crocodylia, Gavialidae. The transcript is spliced from 3 exons. The record is from RefSeq and is a predicted model, not a curated record. The coding region runs from base 101 to 244 and encodes 47 amino acids.
CCGGUGAGUCAGCAGUAGCCGGGCGGAAGAGGCGCUGCUGCGGCCGGGAAAUACUUCCCCAGGAACAGGAGCAGAAGCAAGGCUAGGGGAGGCGGGCGCCAUGUUUCAGUUUCUGCUCGGCUUUGCUCUUGGCAAUGUCGUUGGGAUGUAUCUGGCUCAGAACUAUGAUAUCCCUGACCUUGCAAAGAAACUUGAAGAUAUUAAAAAAGAUGUGGAAGCUAAGAAGAAACCACCUAGUAACUAAUCCUAAGCCAACAGUGUUGUCUGGAUCUACUACAUACAGUCUUUAAGGACAUUAUUUCCCCUUCAGAUGACAAAUACUAGUUGGAAAUGUAGCUUUUGGGGGAUUUCCUCCACUUCUGCUUUCUCAGAAGCUGGAUAUCCUGGAGUUGAAGUAUGAGCAGAAAAUUUGCUCUGGGACCUACCAUCAUGUGUUUCAGGAAUUCUGAUUCUCAGCUGAUGCGUGACUGGAAAACAUAGUUUGUUUUUUCCUGUUGUAGUUUCCUAAUAUUUUAUAUUCAGUUUUUUAAUUUGUUAAACUGGAGAUCAGUAAAAAUUCUACAACUACCCCUACCUAGAAUUUUAAUUUCUUUCUGCAAUAUUUUAAGAAUUUAAAAGGAACUUGUCAAAUUAGCUCUUAAAGAAUCCUUUUAACUUA